AAAUUAGGUAUUAAAUUUAGGAAAAAAAAUUAACUUAAAUAUAUGUACAUAGAACAAUAGCAAUGCAAAUAUAAUAACUAAACCGUAUUACACAACUCGACAACUCUCGCCCAUCGUAAUAAACAACGACGACAACAACAACAACAACAACAGCAACAACAAUAAUAGCAACAGCAGCAACAACAACAGCCGUCAUUCAACAUAAUAAAUACAUUUGUAGAUCAAACGUCGAUCGUGUAACAACAACAAGCUUGCGGAGUCUGGGGGCGGCCAUCAAAAUGCAUAUUGAAAUACAAGUGGCGUUGAAUUUUGUCAUUUCGUAUCUGUACAACAAAUUGCCGAGACGUCGUGUGAACAUAUUCGGGGAGGAACUAGAGAAGGCGUUGCGCGACAAGUUCCAAGGACACUGGUACCCAGAGAAGCCUUUCAAGGGCUCGGCGUACCGCUGUCUCAAAACUGGCGAUCCCAUUGAUUCGGUGCUGGCUCGUGCGGCGCGCGAGAGCGGCGUACCCAUAACCGAUAUACUUGAGAAUUUGCCCAACGAGCUGUCCGUCUGGGUGGAUCCCGGCGAGGUGUCCUAUCGCAUAGGCGAAAAGGGCGCUGUUAAGAUACUCUAUACGGAGAACAAUGAUAAUCCCGAGGACAGCCAUUCGGCCGAUCGUGAAGUUACCAAAACGUUCAAUCCGGAGGCUCAGUGCUUCCGUCCCAUCGAUGUGGUCAACACGACCAUGAAUAACCUGAGCUUAAGUCCCAAGGCAUUGCCAUUGCCGUUGCCGCUGCCAUUGCCAUUGCCGCUGCCGCUGCCAUUGCCGUCGUCCGGCUCGUCGCCACACUCGGCCGCCUCGAGUGGCUCGCCCACCUACAAGGGCAGCCCGAAUCCCAAUGGCGGCGGCAGCGGCGCCGGUGGCGGUGGCGGUGCCGCUGCUGCUGGCUCCAACGGUGGCGGAAGUCUCUCGGGCAGCAGCAGCAGCAAUGCAGCCACAGCCAAUGCUACAGCCACCGCCGGUGGCGCGGGCUUUGUGCAGCGCGCCGCCCAGGCACCGCUCACAUUCACCACGGCCACCUUUGCCCAGACGAAGUUCGGCAGCACCAAACUGAAGACUAGCUCCAAGCGUACCAACAGCAGCUCGUAUCGCAUGUCGCCCACUGAGUUCUCCAACUAUAUCAAACAGCGUGCGAUGCAGCAGCAGAUGCACCAUGGCCACACCGUUGGCGGCUCCUCGGCAUCGGCAUUCGGUGGCCUGGAUGCCGUAUCGCCCGCUCGCUCCCUCUCGCCGAAUCCCCUGACCUUGGCUGGCAAUCAGGGCAACGCACCGAACGUCGCACCACCAACUGCAGCCGAUCCAUUUUACUAUUCAAACAUUUCGAUGGGCCUGUAUCCGCAAUACAAUGGACAGCGUGGCCUAUACGAGAAUCAUUUUAAUGCGGAUUCUGGCAAUCUCGGACUGUUUGGAGCUGCAGGUGGAGCAACAGCAGCAGCAGCAGCCGCCGCCGCCGCCGCAGCAGCAGCAGCAGCUGCAGCAGUCGCCAACAAUGGAGGAGCAGCUGCUGCUGGCAGCAAUAGCUUCAGUACUUACCUGGAACCGUGUUACUUUAGCAAUGGACAUGUCAAUGUGAAUGCCAAUGCCGCAGGCGCCACUAUGAUCAAUCAGCAGCAGCAGCACCACCAACAGCAGCAACAUCAUCAUCAUCUUCAGCAGCAACAGCAACAGCAACAGCAACAGCAGCAACAGCAUUUGGAGCAUGCCAACAGCAGCGAUAGCUGCUUCGGCCUGGAUACGGAUUGCAGCGUCAUCGUUGGCAUCGAGGAGUCGCCCAAUUCAGCUGUUGGCGUCGCUACUGGCGAAUCGUCCACCGAUAAUAGUCCAAUAGCCACGCCCACAGCUGGCAUUGCCGGCAACGUGGCCAACAGCAGCAGCGACAGUAACAGCAGCAGCAGCAACAACAGCAACAACAACACCAACAACAUCCCUCAGCCAGGCGUAUCGUCCGCCAGCCUCGCAGCAACAGCAGCCCCAUCGGCUACGGCGGCCAACAAUCAGCCGGACAGCAGCAACACGGCAGCUGCCAGCAAUACUAGCAACAAUAGCAAUAAUAGCAAACUGAUCGAUGGGCUCAGCUCGUUCUAUGGCAGCGGCUCCACCUAUCAGCAGCUGCUGGUGGCCAACUAGAAGCAGCUGAAAGCACCGCGACAACAAAUCAUCAUAGACGAGAAAUCGACGCUAACCGGAAAUGCAAUAAAAAAUAAAAACAAAAAGACGAUGGCGACAAGUGUUCAAAGCAACAGCAACAGCAACAGCAAAAGCAAACGAAAAAGCAAAAGUAAAAGCAAAAGGAAAAGCAAGCGGCCAAAGUCAUCUUAACUGUAACUAGAUAUAAAUGUUAAACGGGUCAACAGCAGGCUGGCCCAAUCAAAAAAAUUAACUAGAGCAAGAAAGGUCUAUACAUAUAUAUAUAGGUAUAUAUAUACAUAUAUAUAUAUAUAUAUAUAUGUAAAAAGCAAGUCGGAGUGGAAUAUGUGCUGGCUGGGAGGCGAUAAGGGGAACGAAACGAAUGCCAUUGGAGAGAGAGAGAUACAUACAUAUAUAUAAGCAGACAGAUGUAUAUCAUGUAUAUGUAUAUAUCUAUAUAGGUAUAUACAACUGUAUGCGUGUAUAUAUGCAGCAAGUGUCGGUGUAACCCAACUGUAAACCCAUCUUAAGCAGGGGCCCCAGCAUGUAUUACCAAACAACAGCCAACAGACAAAAGCAACUCUCAAGCAACAAAUAAGCAGAAAAUAUACAAAAUGGAAUAGAUAGUGUAUAUAGAAA
This is a messenger RNA of Drosophila mojavensis, 2810 nucleotides long. It is a transcript of the gene Tob, whose product is annotated as box A-binding factor. The transcript is spliced from 5 exons. NCBI's taxonomy places the organism in Eukaryota, Metazoa, Arthropoda, Insecta, Diptera, Drosophilidae. The record is from RefSeq and is a predicted model, not a curated record. Gene Ontology annotation, biological process: regulation of gene expression. Gene Ontology annotation, cellular component: cytoplasm; nucleus. Gene Ontology annotation, molecular function: transcription corepressor activity. The coding region runs from base 279 to 2171 and encodes 630 amino acids.